AUGGAAAGGAAACAAGAACUGUAUGAAAAUUUAAUUGAAAAUUAUAAGCAAUUCCCUUGUUUAUGGGACAUUAAAUGUGAAGGAUAUAAAAAUAGAGUGCUAAAGGACGAAGCAUAUGAAAAUUUAUUACCCAUUUAUCAAAAAAUUGAUCCAAAUGCAAAUUUGGAAUGUUUAAAAAAGAAAAUAAAUUCAAUGAGAACUUCAUUCAGAAGAGAAUUGUGUAAGGUUAGAAAUUCGAAAAAAAAAACUGGAAGCGCUCCAGAAGAUGUACAUACUCCUACAUUAUGGUACUACGACUUAUUUCAUUUUUUAAUAGAAGACGAAUCAGGGAGAGAAGGAAUUGAUAAUAUUGACUUCGAACUUGAGAAUAUGGUAAGUAUUGUAGUAGCUACAUAA
Messenger RNA from Condylostylus longicornis, 396 nucleotides. RefSeq lists its product as uncharacterized. NCBI's taxonomy places the organism in Eukaryota, Metazoa, Arthropoda, Insecta, Diptera, Dolichopodidae. The record is from RefSeq and is a predicted model, not a curated record. Bases 1 to 396 code for a protein of 131 amino acids. The transcript has a single exon.